This is a messenger RNA of Choloepus didactylus (southern two-toed sloth), 1954 nucleotides long. RefSeq names its product lipocalin like 1 (gene LCNL1). The transcript is spliced from 6 exons. The record is from RefSeq and is a predicted model, not a curated record. Lineage: Eukaryota; Metazoa; Chordata; Mammalia; Pilosa; Megalonychidae. Gene Ontology annotation, molecular function: small molecule binding. The coding region runs from base 466 to 1812 and encodes 448 amino acids.
CAAGGGGGUCGGCAGAGGGCCCUCCUGUGUUUGUCGUGACGGGGGAUGGGGGUCAGCUAAGGGGCGUGCCCCUCAGUGUCCCCAGCGACCCCACAGCGGGCAGUGAGCCCGCCGCAGCCCCCGCCUGCCAGCUCCAGCGCGGCCCAUUCUGGGCUGGUGCCCGGGAUGGCCCCUGGCCCAGGUGGGGGUCAGUCCAGCCCCCGCGGCUCCUAAUCCCUUGGGCAGGGGCCCGCGGCCAGCCUGUCACCCUCCCGCCAGGAGAGGCCGAGAAUGAGCGGUGGGUGUUGGACCCAACGGGUUUUUCAAGGUGUGGGAUUAACACCCUCAGAUUCAGCAGAGAUAAGGGUUUCUGGGGGAUGAAGGGGAUAAGGCUGGGGUGUCUGUGUCCCCACGGUGGGACAUGGGGAGCAGAGUGUGCUGGGGACAGGCCACCCCUACAUCCCCUCCGGCCACACCUCAGCCGCCAUGGGCCCCCCGCGGUCACUGGCCUGGCCUCUCCUUGCCUCCUGCUCACCCCCGCCCAGCGCAGUGACCCUCUCUGGCCCCUGUUCUGGACCCCUGUCAUGGUGGGCGAGAUGUUGGCCCCCAGGGUUGGUCGGCUCAGGGGCGAGGGAGAGCCUCUGGGUGUACUUCUGGGGGGUGGGGGGCUCCUCCAUAUCUCAGAGGGGCUCCAGGCCGCCCAGGGCAGGUGGGGGGGCCACCAGGCAGUCCCCUGGCCCAGAGGCCUGGCGGAACCAUAGCCCCCGUCCGCUGCCCACUCCCUCCACAGGAGGAAACGGGGAAGGGGCGGGUCUGCACGGUCCUGCAGGGAGCAACCCGAUCGGGAGGCUAUCGGAGUGGGCUCCGGCCCAGGGCAGGCAGCCAGCCGCCCCGGGGCAUCUCCGGGGCAUAAAGGCCGGGCCGGGGAGACCCCCCAGCACCUCUGUCCCUCUGUGCCACCACCGCCCGGCCCACGAUGCUGCAGGCACUGCUGACCAGCUCGCUCCUCGGCCUGCUCUGGGCAGCCCCGAGCCGUGCCCAGGUCCCCAUCCAGGCCAACUUCGAUGCCAGCCAGGUGUGCCCAGGCCAGCUGCCCCGGGCCUGGGUCUCCGGUUCCUGCUUACCAGUCGGCCUCUCCCUGCCGGCUCUCCCCGUCCCCGACCCCGAGGCCCCAAGCUGCAUUUCACAGAGGGUAGCUGGGGGGCAGGGGGAAGAGCCCCAGUUGACUGCUGCCUCUCGUGGAGGGGAGGCAGCAGGGCCCCGCAGCCCACCCACCACCACCCCCCAGGGCUGCAGGGUCAGGGGCUACGUCAGGGCAGGCGUGGUGGGCUCCGCUCUGGGAACGGGCCCGUCCCAGCCCCCCGUGCCCUCCCGCAGUUCCAGGGCUCCUGGUACGUGGUGGGGAUGGCCUCGGACGACCAGGGCUUCCUGGAGUCCAGGGACGGCAUGAAGAUGCCCGUGGUCCUGGUGACCGCCUUGGCCAACGGUGAUCUCUCCCUCAAACUCGGGUACCCCACGCCUGAUGGUGGAUGCCAGAAGGUGGACACGACCUUCACCAAGGGCGAGGAGGACGGGCAGUUCAGCAACGCAGCCAUGGCGCAGACCGACAUCCGCGUGUCGUACACGGACUACGUGCACUACGCCGUUGUGUACUUCGAGACGCAGAAGGCGGGCGUGCGCAACGUCUGGCUGCAGCUCUACACCCGCAGCCCGGACCUGUUUCCCGAAGGCGCCCAGAAGAUGCAGCAGUUGGCUCCCCAAGUGGGCCUGAACCCCAGCCAGGGUGCCCUGUUGGCCAAGACGGACCAGUGUGCCGAUGUCCUGUCCCAGUGAGGGACCCCCCGGCCCAGGAGAGCAGAAGCCCGCUGGGGGGCCGAGCCUUGCCCCGGGCUGCUCCGUGCGCCCACCCCUCUCCAAAGAGCGCCCCUUUCUCUCCACACCCCCAGUCCCCGAGCACAAUAAACUGUCUCCGCAA